Clonostachys rhizophaga is the source of this 405-nucleotide messenger RNA. The record is from the annotation of a GenBank genome assembly. NCBI's taxonomy places the organism in Eukaryota, Fungi, Ascomycota, Sordariomycetes, Hypocreales, Bionectriaceae.
AUGAUCUCCGCAACACUCUUCCAAAAGCGACUCGACGCGUCCGCCAUGCUCGACGAGUCCUACCUGUCGGAGCUGCGCCACCCCGGGUGCAGUGAUGAUGACCGCGUAGCGGCUGCGAUCGACGACCGUCACGGACGCCGCCGGAGCCGAUUACGAAGAGCGGUUCGAUGGGUUAAGGAGAAGUUGGAGUGGUGGUUGAGGGAUCGAGACAUAGAUCGGUACGAUAAAUUUGUCGACGGAGUCAACCAGACGCGAAAGCAGACGGCCGACCCGGUACGCAAAUCCCCGAAGAAGGUACGAUUCGGACGGGCCACACGAUUUAUGUCGACCGGCGAGACGAUUUACGACCCUCGAGAAAGAGCGAUGGUAAUGGGGACGCUGAGUAAGAGGAGGAAGGGGAAAUAG